AUGCAUUCGCUAAACCAUAUGCUUACAACUGCCUCUGACAGAAGAAGAAAUAACGUUAUCCAUAAGCUUAAGGCCAAUGAGACUCCGGGAAAAGAUGGUUUUCAGGCUGAACUCUUUAAAUGUUGUCCAUCGUCCUUCACAUUUUCAACAAAUAAUACAUUUUCAACAAAUGUAUGGGAAAAAGAAAUAUUUCCAGUUAAUUGGAGCAAAGCAAUUCUGCUCCCAAUUCUCAAGAAAGAUGGUAAGACAUACUGCGACAAUUAUCGAGGAAUCAGUCUACUAGACACAAUUUCAAUAGACAUCUGGCCAACAUCCGAACAUUUACUGAACCAAGAAGCUGGCCAAAAUCUGGCAGUUACGUGUACAACAUCAUCAAAUAAAUCCAAUGUGCAAGACAUUAUUUGGUACAAAAAUGGACUGGAGAAUCCUAUUCCAUCAUAUGGAAGAAUUAUGGCAAGCAAAGUUCGUCAUGCAACAACUCGACUAAUGUUAACAGGGCCGAAAAUAACGGACAGUGGUGAUUAUAAAUGUAUUGUUGUACUUGCAAAUGAGGCAAUUAAUUUUGAAAAUGCACCACCAGAACAACAUCCAACUGAAGGCAAGGAUGCAAAAAUAAUUUGUUAUGUUAGCGGGCAUCCAUCAAUUGAAAUAUACUGGCAGUUCAAUGGAAAAAAUAUUAUAGAAGGUUGGCCGAGAGGUUAUGAAUUUAAAAAUAAAAGUCAGGUGCUAUUCAUUCCAAAAUUUAAAUCUGCUCAAGAUGAUGGAGAAUAUUCUUGUCGAGCUACGCAAUUCUUCUCAUUUAAAGUUCGAAUCAUUAACGUCACCGCUUAUGAGCCACCACAAAUAACUGUGUUCGAAGGAUCAAACCAAGAAUAUGAAGGAAAGGAUCACAAAUUGAUGUGCCAAGCUACUGGUAAACCUCCACCAUCUUAUAGAUGGUUAAAAAAUACGAAUGGCGUUGAAACAAUUAUUGAGCAAUCACAGAAAUAUUCCGUGAAAAAUGGCUUACUGGUAGUAAAAUCUCUGAUGCCCUAUGACCAAGGAAUUUACAGUUGUAUUGCCUCAAAUGCGUUAGAUACAGCUAGAUUUGACCAUAAUUUAACUAUAUUUCGGAGGCCGAAAAUCGAAAUGAUGAAAAACGAGACUCGAUCUCGGGGAGAUCUUGUCGAAUUGCGGUGCUAUUUCUCAGGCGAUGGCAAUAUAACAGCCAAGUGGAUCCACAAUGGUGAACAGUGGCAAGCUAAAACUUUUGAUAUAGCGAAAUAUUCAGCAGGCGGAGACCUAUAUGCCGAAGACAGUCGAGUUUUUGUGCGAUUAGAAGAUGGUGUCUCGGUUUUAACGAUAUUUUCUGUACAAGAUGAUGAUGCUGGACAGUAUCAAUGUGUUACUGAAAAUGAAGCUGGAACUGACCAGCGUUCCACCUACCUUGCUAUUAUCCAUGCUCCGACUAUUAUCGACCGAAGCGAUGAAAUAUAUGUUGUCAAUGGUGGAAGAGCUGAAAUGUUUUGCAAAGCUGUUGCAGUACCUGAUCCAGUUUGGAUUUGGACAGGACCAGAAAAUGAAAUUGUUGACGCAGAUGGCAACCUUUAUAUCAUUGAUACAAUAUCUACAACAACAAAAUUAAUCAUCGAAAAGGUGGGCGAAACUGACUUUGGAAAUUAUAAAUGUACAGCUAGUAAUGGCAUUGGAGAUGACAAUGCUCAAAUCGAUUUGCAUCAAAUUUUCAUUCCAAAUAUACCAUCAGAAUUUCAUUGUGACGAAAUUUUUCCAAAUUACGGUAUAUGCCGAAUCGAUGAUUAUGUGGAUAUGGAUCGAGCUCAUCGCCCGACACAUUUGAAUUUUAUUUAUGAAAAAGACCAAGAGGCAAAAUUGGAUUACGGGUGCCGCUUUCCCGUGCUACAAAUCAGUCCAGAGCAUAAUAUCAUUUAA
Messenger RNA from Dracunculus medinensis (Guinea worm), 1929 nucleotides. The record is from the annotation of a GenBank genome assembly. Lineage: Eukaryota; Metazoa; Nematoda; Chromadorea; Rhabditida; Dracunculidae.